AAGUUUAUUAUUUCAUUAAUUCAGACAAUUCAGAUUACAGUACAUUUCUUGUUAGUGCAUAAAAAGUUUAUAGCUAAAAAGUUUCUGAGUACUACUUAAUAUAACCUAAAAAUGUAACGUAGUGAUUACUUGUUUUUUGGUACAUAAGUUUAUGCUAGCCCUACAUCAUAUAUUAUAAAGUGAUGAAGUUUAUAAACAGUUCUAUAAAAUUUCUAAAAGGUGUAUUAAAACUUAAUAAGGUUUUUAAAAGUUUAUAAAUUAAAAAUUAUUCGGUUCUUAUUAUCUAUAAGCAGAUAUUUAUAAAAGUCAAUAACUGUAAUCCAACGACAGAAAAAGGCGGGAAACAAAAAAAAAUCAAAUUGAAAUAAAAAGAAUCUAAUAAAAAGCACCUAAAAAUGUUGGGACAGAAUUUACAUUUCAGUUUUUCUAAAGUUUCUCAGAAUUGUUAAUACUGAGAGAGUUAGUGGAUAUUAUUCUUCGAAUCGGGUAGUUUGUUUAAGUUAUGAAAUGAGAAUAAAACCUAAACGAAUAUUACUUUGUAGUAAAAGUAACAAAGAAUAAAUAUGAAAAAAUAUUUAAAAAUGUAUGGAAAAGAAUAUAACUACUAAUAUAGGAACGGAUACACAGGAGUGGAGUCAAGCCCUGGAAAUAUCAGCACAGAGAUGGGCCGAUCAAUGCGUCAUACAAAAGUCGCCAGAUAUUUUGGAUAAUUGUCGAGAUUUAGAAAACGUAUUUGUGGGCCAGAACAUAGCGACGGUGCACGGCGAUGCACCAGGGCUAUCGCUUACGGCGUUGGUUGAUAUAUGGUAUAUGGAGUUAUUACACGCAAAUGCUUCAAUUAUAUCAAGUUAUGUCCCUUCCACGCAAAUGGGAAUGUCGCAUUACGACUAUUUCACUCAACUAGUUUGGGCGGAGUCCAGUCAUGUUGGUUGCGGCAGCGUUAAAUAUAAACAAAUAACAGAAGACGGAAAUAAAGUAGUAAAUAAAACAAUAAAUAGAUUAGUAUGCAAUUUUUCGCCUAGUGGGAACAUUAUACAUAAUGCGGUGUAUAACAAAGGAACACCAUGUUCAAGAUGUCUGAAUGAUUUAGUUUGUGAUACUGAAUAUGAAGCUUUAUGUGCUGCUUCAAGCCAAAAAGCUAAAGUUAAUAUUGACGUGAAUAUAUCUGAUGUUGUACAGAAAAUCGAUAGACCUGGUACAGUAAAUGUUAAAAACUCUACAACCACAACACUUGGAGAUUUUAUAGAAGAUGAUGAUUAUUUUACUCCAUAUAAUUAUUUCUCAAGAUUUUUAGAUGUACCCAGACCAACAACUGCUUCUAAUGUUGAUAACAACAGUUCUUGUAAAGAUUUCGUAGCUGUUGACGAUUUUGUAGAACUAUUAAAGAUAAAGCUUAGUAAGGAUCCAAUGUUUAAAGAACUUCUGCUAAGUGCUUCAACGCAAAUAUCUGACAAAACUAAUACUUACACUGAUGCAAGUGUAGCGGCAUUAGUAAGUCGAAUUUAUAGUAAAAAAGAAGACAUCACUACUAUAAAAUCAACGGAAAGUGAGCAUAUUAAUUCUACUUUACUCGCGGAUUUAGUUGAAGCUGUUAUAUUUAGGAAGGGAGAUAAAAUAUCAACAACAGAAAAUGGAUUACAAAUUACACAACCAGUAGGUAACGUGAGUCCAGUUAAGAUACGAGCUGAGCUUGCUGAAAUAAAACAGAAUAAUGAUUUUACUGGCCAUUAUUUUUUCCCCGAAGAUGAUACAGAAGAAACCAGUUCAGAAACAACUCAAAUAUAUGAUGAUAUUUCAGAACCUCCUAUUACUGACAUAGUAUUGGAAAUUGAAGAUUUGAAACGACAAAAAUCCACUAAAGAUUUUUUAGAAGAUAUACUUGAAUUCGAACCUGCGUCUGAAAGUAGGGCACGAUCUAAUUUGCUGACGACGGAUUUGAUAGAUUUACGUUAAUAAUACCAUGAUUGGUUUACAAUAUGUAUUUUUAAUUUUAUAUUAGUAUAAUAAAAACUAGUUAUUAUUGUA
Messenger RNA from Galleria mellonella (greater wax moth), 2025 nucleotides. RefSeq lists its product as uncharacterized. The record is from RefSeq and is a predicted model, not a curated record. The transcript is spliced from 7 exons. NCBI's taxonomy places the organism in Eukaryota, Metazoa, Arthropoda, Insecta, Lepidoptera, Pyralidae. The coding region runs from base 586 to 1953 and encodes 455 amino acids.